Messenger RNA from Lithohypha guttulata, 1437 nucleotides. RefSeq lists its product as uncharacterized. The transcript has a single exon. Bases 1 to 1437 code for a protein of 478 amino acids. Lineage: Eukaryota; Fungi; Ascomycota; Eurotiomycetes; Chaetothyriales; Trichomeriaceae. Gene Ontology annotation, molecular function: aspartic-type endopeptidase activity. The record is from RefSeq and is a predicted model, not a curated record. Gene Ontology annotation, biological process: proteolysis.
AUGAAGACGUCUUUGGUUGCUCUGGCCGCUACUGCAGCCUCCGUCACAUCCGCGAUCAAGCUCGCACCACGUUCAGAGAACCCACGAGUUGUUGGCCUAGAUAUCAACAGGAGACACAUUGUCGAUCCUAUUGAGCACGACCGGAGGCGGUUUAUGAAGAGGCAGAAUGUUGUACAAGAGACAUUAGACAACGAGCUUACACUGUAUUAUGCCGACAUUACUUUGGGAACUCCAGGACAAGCAAUACAGGUUUCAGUCGACACUGGAAGCUCCGACCUAUGGGUCAAUUCUGGCAGCUCGAGCAUAUGUUCCACGCGACAAUGUCAAGGUGGCACCUACGACCGAUCCGCCUCUUCAAGCUCAAGAAUAAUCAACAAUGACUUUAAUAUCUCUUAUGUUGAUGGUUCUGGUGCUAUUGGGCCAUACGUUGGCGACACCAUGCAAUUUGCAGGUGUGACUCUGGACGACUUCCAGUUCGGUGUGGGCGACACAUCUUCGUCACAGAUGGGUGUCUUGGGUAUUGGUUAUGCAAUCAUCGAGGUGCAAGUCAACAGGGCUGGUGGUGACCCAUAUCCGAAUCUUCCUCUUGCGCUCCGAAACGAUGGCCACAUAAAUACAGCUGCCUAUUCUUUGUGGUUGAACGAUCUCGAUGCUUCGCAGGGUCAGAUCCUGUUUGGUGGUGUCAACACUGAGAAGUUUGAGGGUGAUCUGACCACUCUACCUGUUCUCGGUACCCAGGGCGGCAUAUAUUACGAGCUUGCAGUUGCGUUGUCAGGUGUCCAGCUCGGCGGACAAGAUAUGGCGGGUUCAGACACACUUCCUAUUGCAGUUGUGCUCGACUCAGGUACUUCGCUCAUGUACCUACCUGAUGCUAUCGUUGAGAAUAUUUACAAGCAAGUCAACGUUGUCCUUAACCAGGGAACAGCCUAUGCCUACUGCGACGAUGCAAAUUCUGAUCGACAACUAUCCUUCACCUUCUCGGGCAAGACUAUCAACGUCCCAAUGAACGAGCUCUACAUCUCCGUCGGCACCAACAGCCAAGGUCAACCUCUUACUUUCCAGAACGGCAGAGAAGCCUGCAUUUUCGGUAUCGCUCCCAGCGGCAGCAGCACUCCUUUGCUCGGCGAUACCUUCCUACGGUCCGCCUACGUCGUCUACGAUCUACAGAACAACGAGAUCUCAAUCGCACAGACCCGCUUCAACUCGACCACCGAUAAUAUUCAGGAGAUUGUCAACGGCACUACUCCUGUACCCGGUGCUGUUGCCGCCUCAACCACGAUCACCUCUGUCCGCAACAUCGCAACCACAGGAGCACGACUGGGCGCUGGUACCGCCACCGGUGGUCCAGGUUCUCUACCAACAGGUGCCGCGUCGUCAUUUGAGUUUCCUACCGUGCUUGGUGCCGCCGCUGCAGGUCUCGCUGCUAUGAUGCUGUAA